UGUCUAAUAAGCGCACGGAACGUUCUAUCGGUGUUCGCUGGUGCUAUUAAUUCUGUUGCGGUGUGUUGACAGGAAUUCUCUGUGAUUUUUACCGGUGCUAGACGAGAACGGCUCGAAAAUGGUCAAGUGGGGAUUCGCCAUUAGCCUUCUAUUAUGUGCGGCGUGCUUAGAAGCUGCAGAAAAUUCAUCAAAUGAAAUUGAGGAGCCCCCUGAAGGAUACUACGCUUUCGUAGAGUCCCCCAAUGCGGAGCCCCCUAGAGUGAGACCGCCUCCUUAUACGCAAACCCCAGUAGACUGCAGGGAGGACGAGGAUAGGACUCCACACGUAUCACCAUUCAACUUAUGCGGUGACUUAAACAAGGGAACAAUUCCCAGAAACCCCAUGGGACAAAACGUGCUGGGAUCUCCAUACCCAUUCGAACUGAUUCGAAACAUGACGCUGAAAUUUUUGAGCAGGACAUUACCGAUUCUAAAAGCAGACGAAACGUUACCAAAGGUUGCGCAGCUACAAGAUGACCUAGUUUCACAAAAUACAAUUACUCCCACCAACAAUAAUGACAGAAACGAUAGGUCCAAAAGAGAAACUAAAACUGCAGAAAAACAACCAGAACCCUUAAAUUCAACUGAAACAACUGCACGACAAUCAAGAAAAUUCUGUGACCAAGGAGGAGUAUUUUGUAUGUUGUACAAAGCCAUAAAUGGUGAACCAGUUCCUUCACCUGUUAGUAGUUCAUCACAUUUACCCUUAGAACGAAGAGAUGAAAUGCCAUUAAAUCAACCUCGGUAUGAAGGACCACCGACUCCCUGUCCAGCUAAAGUAGAAUAUUCUACACCAGUUUUUGCCAAAAAUUACCAGGGGAUCUGGAGAUACGUUGUGCAGAUUCCUUAUGAGGGAUACUUCACCCAAACUGUUGAGGUUACCAGGUGCUUACAGCAAAGAUGUCACUACUUGGACGGAGGCUGUUUAUCAUCUCCCAGAUGGUCUAGUUUGUUAGUAGCUGAAAUUUAUUACCCCGACACUGUUCUUAGUAGCAGUGACACCACAAACCCACAAAGAAAUCCGGUGGCUGCCUCUCAACCACCUUCAGUUCAAGAUUUCCAGAAUUAUCAGCAGUACCUCCAUAAAAGGGCUGGCCUUCCUUCCUCUAGUGACACGUCUACGACUGUAAGGCCCAUGCAAUGUGAUGGAGUGGAUGCUCUGGGUUGUUUCCAAGUAAGACUUUAUUAUGACUGGUUCCUUAUACCAGGAUCAUGUAAAUGCUGGCGACCUGAUUACUUUAACAAGUAUGUUAGAAGAAAAUCAGAUCUUUAAAGACAAACUUAAACUGAGACUGUAGUUGUACUUAUAUAGAAAUGUUGUGCUCUCUUUUUUUAUUAUGCAACUUAGAUUUUCAUAAAAAAAAGUGAAUAAUUUUUUAAUGGGUUAAAAAUAUAAGGGAAAAGUUUAAUCUUUUUUUUUCAAAACUAUUAGUUAUUAAAAUUUCUUUACACAUUACCUAAGAGGACUGAAUAUUGUAUUAUAGUUUUUUUUAUAAAUAUAAAUAUAGGAAGUAUUGUUAAUAGUUUGAAGAAUUGUUUUAAACAUAGUAUAUAUUUAAAAUUAGGUAUUUAUAUUGUAAAUUAACUUUAUUUAUUUCAAUAAGUUUUCAGUGAUACUGAUGUAGUUGUAUUGUACCUACUUGAGAUUUAAUUGAAUUAUAAUUUCCAUUAGGUAUAUAUACAAAUGGUUAAAAAAAAACAAAAUAAUUUAUAUAUCAUUUUGUUUUUCAUAAACUGGAUAUACUUGAGAUGGACACAUUUGUAUAGUGUAAUAUAAUUUUUAAGUAAAAGCAGUUGUUUUCCUUA
This is a messenger RNA of Anoplophora glabripennis (Asian longhorned beetle), 1845 nucleotides long. RefSeq lists its product as uncharacterized. The transcript has 6 exons. Gene Ontology annotation, biological process: central nervous system formation; regulation of Toll signaling pathway; innate immune response. NCBI's taxonomy places the organism in Eukaryota, Metazoa, Arthropoda, Insecta, Coleoptera, Cerambycidae. The record is from RefSeq and is a predicted model, not a curated record. The coding region runs from base 119 to 1312 and encodes 397 amino acids. Gene Ontology annotation, molecular function: growth factor activity; Toll binding. Gene Ontology annotation, cellular component: extracellular region.